AAAGGGGGUGAAAUCCUACCAGUAGCGAUAUAUCUGAUAGCUUCGUCGCCCCUCGGUCGUCGGUCACGACUUAUGAAUGCAAAGCUAGGAAAGCAAUACUCAACUGGCUGCCUAGUACAGACUGAUGCACGCUAGACAAUUGACUUUGCGUUGGCUUUACCUCAGCUCCAUUUGCAUUUUUAGUGAUGUUGACGUGAUCAUGGGAUUUAUCGUGACAUCCAUCCCCGAAACCUUUAUAAAGCAAUUCAAUAUCACAGGUUUUCUCUUGGGUGGAGAGUGAAGGACUUUGAAGAGGGAGGGGGCGAAUGUUUGUUGCAUUCUUGAAUUUGUAAUUGCGACUCGAAUCGCGCACCAGCGGCCUCCUUGUGCGUAUAUUAGCGACUGCAAGGGCUCUCAUCGCCUUAGUACCGAAGAGAGGAAUCGUAUAAGCCUAAUCUGUCGCCCCAAGCGUCAAAACAGCGUCAAGAGAUCCCAGCAAAAACACCCAACUACGAGACUAUGAGCAGUACCAUCACCGCAUCAACUGCGGUCUCUGCUGCCUCCACGACCACCACAUCGUCGUCCUCCACUAGCAACAGCGCGUUGCCGCCCACUAAGCGUCAGAAACUCAACGAAGAAGGCGCGUCCGCUGCUGUGACCGACAGUGACUCGAAGGACGGCGUGCUGGAUGAGUCGGCUACGGAGAACACGGGUGAGAACGCCCAGAAGAGCUAUCCGAAUGUGGCUCUGAGUCUACAGAAAGAUCCGUCGUGGAUGCUGGGAGAUGUCGACAGUUUCGGUGGUCUGGGCCCCAUUCCGUCCAUGAACGCGGUGCUGGAGAAGCGCACGUCAAGUCAGUUCUCCAUCAGCUCGCUGCUGCCCUCGUCCGUGAGUAUCUCGACUACUGGUGUGCCCAGUACAAGUGAUACACGUAUGGAUACCACGACAGCAGAUAGUGCUGAAGCAACUACCGACAAUGAAGGCCAAGGCUCUGCUCCAACUGUCUCUACAACUACUGCAGAGGGAUCUGGUGGCAAUACUAAGUACAUGGACCCCACAACGGGCGACUACAUGUACCCGGACAACGUCAAGCCCAUGAGUUUCUACGAUAAGCAGCGUCUCGUCCAGAAGAUCACGAUGCUUCCUAGUCAAUAUCUGCGUGGCCUCAUGGACGUGAUCAGCAAGUAUCAGCCGGAUACGGUUCGUCAGAUCGAUGACGAUGGCUACGCGUUCGAUUUGGGCCAGAUGAACGAAAAUACGGUGUGGGCUAUCAGCGAUUACGUUAAAGACUCGAUGAUUGAGCUGGAUGGAUACAUUAAAUCGCUCAACCAAACUGGUAUCAGUCUAGCUACCGAUGAAGAUCGACAAGGUGGCACUAUACUGACGGCCACAAGUGCAGCGACUGGCACGUCCAAUAGUAAUACCGUUCGGCACUUGACCAACACUCUGGCGAUGAACACGUCCAAGAUGACAGCCAUCACUAACAAUGAGAACCAGAACAAGUUCCUGGAACAGGUGGAGAUGUAUUCCAAACCGAAGGUAACCAAGUCGCGUGUAAAGCCCAGUAAGAAGCACGAGUGUCCGACGUGCAACAAGCAGUUCCGUGGACGUUCUGAGCUCCAGAACCACAUCCGAACACACACGGGUGAGAAGCCGCUCAAGUGUUCAUAUGCUGGCUGCACGAAGAGAUACGCACACAGCUCGAAUCUGCGCGCUCAUGAACGUACACACGCCGGUAUCAAGCCUUACACAUGCCACUACGACGGUUGCGGGAAGAGUUUUGCGCACUCAGUGUCACUAAAGGAACACAUCUGGAUGCACGCAGGAUUCCAGCCCUAUGUGUGUCCGUACGAGGGAUGCCAGAAGAAGUUUACACAAGUCUCAAAUUUUGCUCGACACAAGAAGACGCACGAGAAGGAGGAGAACGAACAUUCAGUCGAGAGCGAUAAUUAGUCCCCAGUAACACACCGACACACUACCCCGUAGGUAUAUGACAAGCAACAACCCUUGAUAAUAAGCACAACAAACUUUUAGCAUA
Molecule: messenger RNA, 2017 nt
Organism: Phytophthora nicotianae INRA-310
Lineage: Eukaryota; Oomycota; Peronosporomycetes; Peronosporales; Peronosporaceae
Exons: 1
Coding region: 499-1932 (477 amino acids)
Biological process (GO): regulation of transcription by RNA polymerase II
Cellular component (GO): transcription regulator complex; PcG protein complex
Molecular function (GO): RNA polymerase II cis-regulatory region sequence-specific DNA binding; DNA-binding transcription factor activity, RNA polymerase II-specific
Source: RefSeq, a predicted model, not a curated record